UGUGCGUGUGUGUGUGCUUUUUUGUUGUGGUGGCCGCGCUUGCUCGGUUUCCGCUGUUGUUGUUCUUGUUGCUGCCCGUACCGCCCGCCCGCAAAUCGUUAUCCGCUUUGGCUCGCUCUCGGCGGCAAAGGGAGAAGCGCCAGCCAGCAAUUACUCUCCCCCCCCCCCCAACCGAAAACAAUUGUAAAAACCAGUUUUUUGUUUGUCCAGAAAGUGUAGUGUAUUGUUUGUCGCCAGCCGUUUCUUCUUCUUUUUUUUCAUUCCCAUUUUCUUGCUCCUCAAUGUAUGAUGCUUGAUGUAACCGAACGGUAAGGCACACGGCCGUGUUGUUCCGUUGUGUUGCGCGCGUAGCAAGUCUGUGUGUGUGUGUGUGCGUUUGCGUGUGUGUGUGUGUGUGUGCUUUCGGUAGGAAAACGAAAGAAAAUCCGGAGACCCCCUCCACCACGGGUAGCCACAAUCAAUCGCCCGCACCGUCCCAGAGCCGCUCCUGUUGCUCGUCCUAUCCGCCACCUGCCCCAUCCGCCUGCCAGCGGCCUUUCCUGACGUGUGGGUUUUGGACGCCUCGGCAGCAGGCCAAGGGAUAAGUGACACUCCAAGAAGGCACGCCGCACGAUGGGACACACGGUGCAGGUGGCAGUGGCCACCCUCAACCAGUGGGCGAUGGACUUUGAGGGAAACGUCGAGCGCAUCCUGCUAUCGAUCAGGCUGGCCGCCGCCAAUGGCGCCACCUACCGUACGGGGCCGGAACUGGAGGUUAGCGGGUACAGCUGCGAGGACCACUUCCACGAGCCGGACACGUACAUGCACUGCUGGGAGGCGCUGGUCGAGAUCAUACAGUCGCCCUGCUGCCCGCCCGGCAUGCUGAUCGACGUGGGCAUGCCGGUGCAGCACCGGAACGUUGCGUACAACUGUCGCGUCGCGUUCCACAACGGGCGCGUCGUGCUGAUCCGGCCGAAGAUGACGAUGUGCGACGAUGGCAACUAUCGCGAGACGCGCUGGUUCUCGCCGUGGACGAAGGAGCGCCAGACGGAGGAGUACCAGCUGCCGCGGUUCGCCGCGCAGGCGCUCGGACAGGAGACGGCACCGAUCGGCGAUGCGGUGAUUGCGACGCUCGACACCUGCCUCGGGUACGAGAUCUGCGAGGAGCUGUGGAACCCGCGCAGCAAGCACAUCGACAUGUCGCUCGCCGGCGUCGAGAUCAUCGUGAACGGCUCGGGCAGCUACAUGCAGCUGAGGAAGGCGCACAUCACGGCCGAUCUGAUACGCAACGCGAGCUACAAGGCGGGCGGCGCCUACCUGUUCAGCAACAUGCGCGGCUGCGACGGGCAGCGGGUGUACUUCAACGGCUGCUCGGCGAUAGCGCUGAACGGGUCGAUCAUCGCCCGCGGCCGGCAGUUCGCGCUGAGCGAGGUGGAGGUGACGGUGGGCUCGUUCGACCUGCACGACAUCCGGGCGUACCGGGGGGCGCUGCGCUCCCGCAGCUCGGUCGCCGCCUCGGCCCCGGCCUACCCGCGCGUCCAGCUGCAGCUGGAGUUGGCCGCCUCGGACCGGGACCAUCCGGGGACGCCGGCGAGCAGCCCGCUCGGCGAGUGGGUGUACCACCGGCCGGAGGAGGAGAUCGCGCUCGGGCCGGCCUGCUGGCUGUGGGACUAUCUGCGCCGGUCGGGGCAGGGCGGCUUCUUCCUGCCGCUCAGCGGCGGCGUCGACUCGAGCAGCACCGCCAUCAUCGUGCACUCGAUGUGCCGGCUGGUGGUGGAAGCGAUCGGGCAGGGCGACCGGCAGGUGCGGGACGACUGCCGCAAGAUACUGGCCGACCCGGAGUACGUGCCGGCGAGCGCGGCCGAGCUGUGCGGCCGGCUGCUCUUCACCUGCUACAUGGGCACGGAAAACUCGAGCCGCGAGACGCGCCAGCGGGCGGCCGCGCUGGCAGCGCAGAUCGGCAGCUCCCACCAGGACAUUGGCAUCGACGGGGCGGUCAGCGCGCUGCUCGGCAUCUUCCAGCUGGCGACGGGCAUGCGACCGCGCUUCCGGGCGGCCGGCGGCUGUCCCCGCCAAAACCUGGCCCUGCAGAACAUCCAGGCCCGGACGCGCAUGGUGCUGGCGUACCUGUUCGCGCAGCUGAUGCUGUGGGUGAGACAGCGGCCGGGCGGUCUGCUCGUGCUCGGGUCGGCCAACGUGGACGAAGCGCUGAGGGGGUACAUGACCAAGUACGAUUGCUCGUCGGCGGACGUCAACCCGAUCGGGGGCAUCUCCAAGAUGGAUCUGCGCCGCUUCCUCGCCUACGCGCAGGUCGAGUUCGGGCUGCCGAUCGUGGCGGAGAUAGUGGCGGCCCCGCCGACCGCCGAGCUGGAACCGCUCGUCGACGGCGCGAUCGCCCAGACGGACGAGGAGGACAUGGGGCUGACCUACCAGGAGCUGAGCGAGUUCGGCCGGCUGCGCAAGCAGGCGUUCUGCGGCCCGUUCAGCAUGUUCUGCAAGCUGGCGGCGGCGGCCGUCGCCGACGGCAACCGCAGCCCGAGGGAGGUGGCCGACCGGGUGAAGCACUUCUUCCGCUGCUACGCGAUCAACCGGCACAAGAUGACGGUGCUGACGCCUUCGUACCACGCGGAGUCGUACAGCCCGGACGACAACCGGUUCGAUCACCGGCCGUUCCUGUACCGGGCGAACUGGACCUGGCAGUUCCGGGCGAUCGAUGCCGAGCUGGAGCUGCUCGCCAAGCACCAGGCCCGGCUGGAGGAGGAGCGGGCGAAGGACGGCGCGGCAGCGGGCGGAGGAGUGGCGCCCAACGGGGCAGGCAGCAGCAGCGAGCCAGCGUUCUUCGCCGCCGGCGGCAAUGGGGGCGGUGGCCACAUGACCACGGCGACGAGCGCGUACCAGCUCGUGCGCCAAUCCAGUGGCCUCUAUCUGACCGGUGUCGGUGGGGGUGGUGGCGGUGGGGUCGGCACGGGCGGUGCCGACGGUCCCGGCCAGCUCACCGUCGGUCUGACCAAGUCGCACAGCAGCGGCGGCUACAGCCGGAUGCAUUCCAGCGUGCUGGGCAAGAUCAAGGACCGGACCGGUGUGCCUGUGUAAAGGGGAGGGGAGGAGAAGGAGGAAAUGCUGCUACACCCACGCUAAAUCGCAUCCCACAGACAAGCAAACAAACGAACAUAAACACGACGACGCCCCCUUCCAUCUCUUACCAAGCGUGCCUCUCCAGUGUAACAAUAAUGACGACGAGCGCGGGCGUGCGAGGGGCGAGGGGCGCUAUUUUCUUCUGCAUUAGAUGCUGACGCGUGUAGUUCCUAUUGGUGGAUUGAGGUAAAAGGACACAAAACACAAAAAAACACACACCCACACAGUGUGGUCAAAGUAGAGAAGCGCGCGCACACCUUCUUAGCUGUAGUGUGGAGCUGUGUCAUCCGGGUUGCCUUCAAGUCCGGUGCUAAUGAGAUAGAGAAAAAAGAGAGAGAGAGAGAGAGAGAGAGAGAGAGAGAGAGUGAGAACUCACGGGGACACUAAGAGAGAACGAGUGAGAUAGGAAAACGCACACAUAUCCUUAAAGAGGUUUGGUUUUUGCUCACCGCGAAAGGAAGAAGUAAACAAUCGGAGGACACAUUAGAAGUUUGGAGGAACAUUAAGAGGGACACUCACACAGACACAGACCCAGACACACACACAGACACACACACAGACACACACAUAGACACAGACACUCCAUCCGCUCGAGCGCUCGACUACGAAGCAAACCAGUUUUCCAGAGCCCUGGCGUAGUUUGCGCUUUUCGAGAUGGAAAGAUUCUUAUCGCACACAUAAUAACCCAAUACAUACACACACACAUGCAGAAAAGGAAUGCAUAGUAACGGAAUUAGUUUAGUGUGCAGGUAGAGCAUUAGCCACCACUUCCAGCCGCUCUGAACAAGGACCGCGUGUUCGUCACAGAGUAGAUCGUCACCACGUUCGCGUUGUUGCGUCGAAACCUCACCGCGCCUAGCACUUACCAAGUAGGUGGCAAAGCAGCAAUUUGCCUGGCAGAUAGUGCACAGCUAGCUUACUUUAAACAACGCCUGCUCAAUACUAAACCAAACCAAACAUUCACCUUAACACAUUAGCGCUAGAGCGGCACCUCCUGUGCGCCUGUUCGUAUGCAAUCCGCGCCGUGUGCGCUUGCCGCAACGGCAGGCGUUUGCAAGCUCCUGGCUCACGAAGCAAACACGGAGCUCGGAGUGCGCGUUGCAUACCUGGCAGGCGCUCCAAGCAAAGCAGGAGCUACUGGCACGUGUUGCUGUUGUUUUUAUUUUUUUUAAAUAAUUUUUAUAUAGACGAUAUAGACGAUAGGUUAAGAACGCACGCACGGGAAUUGUCGGGAGCUGUUUGUCGAAAAACCGGCGCUGUGGUGUAGUAGCUCAGGUAGUGUACCGUUCAACCGCGAACCAAGCGUUCCGAGGCAGUGGGAAAGCACGAUAAAAAAAAUAAAAAUAAAAAUAAAACCUCAA
This is a messenger RNA of Anopheles merus, 4475 nucleotides long. It is a transcript of the gene Nadsyn, whose product is annotated as glutamine-dependent NAD(+) synthetase. Gene Ontology annotation, biological process: NAD+ biosynthetic process. NCBI's taxonomy places the organism in Eukaryota, Metazoa, Arthropoda, Insecta, Diptera, Culicidae. The record is from RefSeq and is a predicted model, not a curated record. The transcript has 4 exons. Gene Ontology annotation, cellular component: cytoplasm. Gene Ontology annotation, molecular function: glutaminase activity; ATP binding; NAD+ synthase (glutamine-hydrolyzing) activity. Bases 613 to 3072 code for a protein of 819 amino acids.